Neurospora hispaniola is the source of this 947-nucleotide messenger RNA. RefSeq names its product mitochondrial ribosomal protein. Lineage: Eukaryota; Fungi; Ascomycota; Sordariomycetes; Sordariales; Sordariaceae. The record is from RefSeq and is a predicted model, not a curated record. Gene Ontology annotation, molecular function: structural constituent of ribosome. Gene Ontology annotation, cellular component: mitochondrial small ribosomal subunit. The transcript is spliced from 2 exons. The coding region runs from base 134 to 856 and encodes 240 amino acids.
UGAGGGACCAAAGGACCGCCCAAUCAGCCAAAUGGUCCUCUGAUCUCAGCCAACACCACCGCUGCUGUCGAUUAUCGCCAGUAAUUCCCUCCAUAACCUAACACCCAAACGCCGCCAGCGACGACCGGACAAGAUGGGCAAGGGGCGCAUCUUCCAGGCCGCAAAGGUCUACCAGAGGGCCAGCGAGGCUGCUGCCACCAACAUGGUCUCUGGCCUGCCACCACGGAACCCGCCACUGUGGCUCAAGGCCAUUGAGUCCAUCCCUCCCGCUGAGAUCAACACCAGGCCGUAUCCGAUCCAGCACUCUCCGCCGAACCCGCGAGCGCGCAAGCCACGCAACCUCUUUAGGCCCACCAAGAUCGUCUAUCCCGAAGAUGAGUUGCGCCGCGACUUCUACCGCGACCACCCUUGGGAGUUGGCCAGGCCGAGGAUGAUUAUCGAGUUGGAUGGCAAGGACGCCCGUUUCCUUGACUGGUCCAAGGGCCUCAGGCAACGCGGCAUGCCUUUGUCCGGCGAGAGUGUCGUUCAACGUCAGCUCUGGCUUAUGGAGAAUCAGGGCAUGACCAAGCAGGAAGCCUACGACAAGGCGCGCCACGAGUUCUACAAGUUGAGGCAGUUGGAGCAGAUGGAGCGCAGGAUAGCCGUCGAGGAGGCCCGCAUGGUUGGUGGCUACUUUGGCAAGGACCUUCUGACGGUCGGCAUGGAGCUCGAGAACAAGACGUUUGAGAGCUGGAAGAAGUGGGCCACGACCGAGAUCGCCCGCCAGGAAUCCGCCAGGGCUUCCAUGUACACCAAUGUCGUCGACAACUCUGCGCUCGAGGAAUCUGAGGAGGAUGAGCUGCUCGCGCAGAACUAAGGCAGCGAGUUGGAGUAAAGGGGGAGGGAAGGAGUGGUGUAGCGUGGCUGAUACCCAUCCGUGUCGGGGAAAAGACGAUGCCGGCCCACUC